Molecule: messenger RNA, 737 nt
Organism: Amblyraja radiata (thorny skate)
Lineage: Eukaryota; Metazoa; Chordata; Chondrichthyes; Rajiformes; Rajidae
Gene: rpl10
Product: ribosomal protein L10
Exons: 7
Coding region: 32-679 (215 amino acids)
Biological process (GO): translation
Cellular component (GO): ribosome
Molecular function (GO): structural constituent of ribosome
Source: RefSeq, a predicted model, not a curated record
UGGCGGCGGCGCGGCUCCAGCAUCUGGCAGUAUGGGCCGCCGACCCGCGCGCUGUUACAGAUACUGCAAGAACAAGCCGUACCCCAAGUCUCGCUUCUGCAGGGGUGUCCCCGAUCCCAAGAUCAGGAUCUUUGACUUGGGCCGCAAGAAGGCAAAGGUGGAUGAAUUCCCGCUAUGUGGCCACAUGGUCUCUGAUGAGUACGAGCAGCUCUCCUCUGAAGCUCUGGAGGCGGCCCGUAUCUGCGCCAACAAGUACAUGGUGAAGACGUGCGGCAAAGAUGGUUUCCACAUCCGCAUGCGGCUCCACCCCUUCCACGUCAUCCGCAUCAACAAGAUGUUGUCGUGCGCGGGGGCCGACAGGCUCCAGACGGGGAUGCGAGGUGCGUUUGGGAAGCCACAGGGCACCGUGGCCCGGGUGAACAUUGGCCAGGUCAUCAUGUCCGUCCGCACCAAGGUGCAGAACAAGGAACAUGUGAUCGAGGCUCUGCGGCGAGCCAAGUUCAAGUUCCCCGGCCGGCAGAAGAUCCACAUCUCCAAGAAGUGGGGCUUCACCAAGUUCAACACGGAGGACUUUGACGAGAUGCUGACAUCUAAACGGCUGGUUCCCGACGGCUGUGGGGUGAAGUACAUCCCCAGCCGGGGCCCCCUCAGCAUCUGGCGGGCUCUGCACACCGCCUGAGGGCUUCCUACUCCCUCUCCCUCUCCCUAUCUGGUGAAUAAAGUCCCAGUGAGUCUGA